CUGGUUCCCAAGAAAUACUCCAUGGACCAUUUUGAUUGCGUCUCUAACCCAGUAACCCUCGAGCUCCCAAAUGGUGAUGCGUGGCUUGUAGAGCUGGUGAGAGAUGAUUUAGGAAAAAGGGUUUGGUUUGGAAAAGGCUGGCAACAGUUCUCACAACAUUACCAUUUCCAACACGGCCAUUUCUUGCUCUUUGAGCUUCUGGGCAACUCCCAUUUCUCUGUAAACAUAUUCGAUCGAACUGCGGCAGAGAUGAAGUACUCACAGUUCACAGUUGGGGUGCCUAAUGGGGAAACGGCAAAAAUUAUUGCCAAGGAAGAUGGAGCUGCCACUAACUCUGUCCUGCCGCGGCGGCGGCCAUCUUUCACGAAAGUCAUCGUAAAGAACAGUCGCAAGUCAGGAGUUAACAAUCUUAAUGUGCCUAGCAGAUUUGUGGAGACGUAUCUCGCGACCGGAUCGGGAGAGAAGGGAGAUAUCAUGGUGAAGCUCAACGUUGGAGGCGAAUCUUGGGCGGUGAAGGUUGUGAGGUAUGAAAGGAAAACGGGAUGUUGGAUGUCCAAAGGUUGGUGGAAGUUUGCAAUGGAUAACUCUCUCAAAGCAUGGGACCGUUGCACCUUUGAGCUGAGGGACGCAGGAAAUGAGUUCGAUGUCCAAAUCCAGAGAUGUUAA
This is a messenger RNA of Linum tenue, 666 nucleotides long. The record is from the annotation of a GenBank genome assembly. NCBI's taxonomy places the organism in Eukaryota, Viridiplantae, Streptophyta, Magnoliopsida, Malpighiales, Linaceae.